Cylicocyclus nassatus is the source of this 2222-nucleotide messenger RNA. Lineage: Eukaryota; Metazoa; Nematoda; Chromadorea; Rhabditida; Strongylidae. The record is from the annotation of a GenBank genome assembly.
CGACACAAAUGACAGCGAUAUGUCAUCUGUCUCUCUAUAGCCAAAUGCAAAACAUUUGCUCUUGAACUUAUAACGGUUCUCAACUAUGGCGCAACGUUUGACCAUGUCAUUAAUCUUUUGAUUUCUCUUUUCGUGACGAAUAGUCCUACAGUAGUUCACACACUAUUUGUUGCAGCUACCGUUGACUGUCAACAGCUGUGUGUAGGUAAGUUGUUGUUUGCUCACAUUUCAUUUCGAAUGGCAUGAAUUGAAACGACAUCUUCUUGCCUUUAUCUCGAUCAUAGGAAAUGCUUUGGUUACUACCUUUUUUCUGGCGCUUCUUGAUGCAUGCAUUCUUGAAUUAUUGCAGUCAUUUGGGCGUCGGCUAUGAUCUUAUGUCUUCUCUCGUGCCCUUAAUUUCGUGCGUUUCUUCCUUUCUCAUUGAUGAAUCUUCCCGCAAAAAUCGUAAAUCUCAAUAGUACUGAUGUCGUCGUGAGCAGUAGAUGACAAUAUGCGAAAAUAUACGAGUGAUGUCAAAGCGAACGGCAUCGAUUCAUCUGAACUGGAUCCUUGCUUAGCUGCUCGUAGCCGUCAGAAGAAGACUUUCUUAGCAAAAUGGAAGAAAUGGAUCAUAAUUGCUGCAGUUUUGUUCGUGGUGCUAUUGUUAAUUACACUUGGCUUCCUGCUGUUCUUUUUGCUUUCUCCAAGCGAAGCCAAACCAACAAUGGAUUAUGUUCACCAGGAGCUCAAAAGUCCUCAGAUUGAUUAUGACGCUGAGGACGUGGAAACAGCGGGGGCAGGUUCUCGCUCGUUGCCCUACAGUCAUCUCAAAAGUAGUCAUGAAAUGUAUGUCGAACACGAACUUACGGAUGAUUCGCCACCAAGGACCAGUGAGGAACUUCUGGUUGAGCGCAACCCUGUAAUGAUAGCAGUGACCACUACUACAACAUCUACCACGAGUGAAGUGCAAACUGCUGUAACGGAUCUCAGUACACAAUCUCAAAGUCCUCUAACAUCUACAACCAUAAAGUCUACCACAUCUACGACCACAUCAACCACCACUACAACAUCAACAACGGAGCCUUCAUCUGUCGCACAAGAAGAAGAGCCAAAACCUUCCGUUCAUGAGGAACCAUCUGAUCCGAAAAAGUUGACGGCCUUGAUGUCGAACGAGGUGAAAAAGGAUUGUUCUGUACACAUUGAAGCUGGAGGAGAGUCAGGUCUUUACAUGGUUUCACCCGAUGGCGCUGACGCGUUCACCGUUUAUUGCGAUCAGAGAACGGCUGGAGGAGGGUGGACUGUCAUUCAAAGGCGGCUUGAUAGCUCCGUCUACUUCUACAAUAGAACCUGGCAGGAGUAUGAAGAUGGUUUUGGAAACGUUGACGGAUCUCAUUGGCUCGGUUUACAAAAAAUCUACCGUCUGUCACCAAGGCAGGGAGAGUAUUGGGUUUUGCGCAUCGAGCUGCGUGGUGAUUAUUGUUCUGGCAAAAGCUGUCUCAAUCAGGAAAAUGGCUACUGGUGGGCUGAAUGGCCUUUCAGGUUGGGUGAACCUUCAUCAGGAUAUGUGCUAGAUCUGGGUCGAGCGAAAGCUGGUAAUCUCACCGAUACUGACCGUCUUUUUGAGAAGUUCAAUAGCGGACGUGCUUUCACUGCAAUCGAUAGAGACAAUGAUGGUGUUAGCGGCUUAAACUGUGCACAAUUUCGAAAUUACGGGGGCUGGUGGCACGGUGACUGCGGCUAUGUUGCGCUAAAUGGGCUGUACGGCGAUAAAGUGCCAACCCUUCGUUACAUGGUGUACACUUACAGCAACGCCCGGCAUAGAAAAUUCUACAUUCAUCCAAAGAAAUCUCUCAUGAUGAUAAGACCCGAUUCUGUGCAUUAAUAUUCUUCUAGUUAUGUGACCCCAGUGUACGAGUUGUUCCCAUGGAAAUGGUUUUGCUUCUUUUUUUUUCUAAUUAGUUUCGUCAUUGUAACGUCUUUCGCUGAAACGAGUAUUUCAAUAUCAUACAUAGUAUGGCUAGAGUUUAUAAAUACUUAGUGGACAAGAUGUCCACUGAAGCAUGUUUCCAUCAUAAUUGGAUCUGUACGAUGCAAACCCAUUUUAGAAAGAUUGCAUCUAUUGUUUGAUGUUGUUUUUUUUCUUUUGUGUUAACUUAUGUGCUUUGCUUGCUUAUUUGUGAAGUGGCAUGCUACAGCAAUUCUUAAAGAGAUUGAAUACUUGAUAUCAUGAAUUUUGAUGACAC